UGAACCAGGAUUGGGUCAUAUUUCAAACUGGAUUCCGCUUCCUGAGAUGCGAACAGGAUCUUUUGCCUCAAAUCAAGACAACGAACGAGGAAGCUUUGUGGGGUCUCCUUGCUAUUCUGUACUUCUGAGCAUGACCGGUCGAGAUGGCACUGGAUGCAGGGACUGGCCAUAUUUUAAGGCGCGUGCGAUUGAAGCAGUCUCCUAAACCGCGCGCGCUGCUGACGGGAGAGCUCAGCGCCAAGAUAUAAGCAUUUUUGACCCAUUUUGGACAACUUUAAAUUUCAGGAUUUAAAAUGACAGUGAAAAUCCUAGAGCUCAAUUCAACGAUCUCUUCUGAAUCAAUCAAUCAAAAUUUGAUGGAUUCAAGCCCUCCUGUUCCAUCUCCUGGUGCCAAUAUCACCUAUGUGGACUUCUACCUUCAUGACAGCUUUGUGUCCUUAAUUUUCAUUGUGUCCUAUCUUCUCAUCUUUAUUGUGUGUAUGGUUGGUAAUGGAUUGGUGUGCUUUAUUGUACUGAGGAGCAAACAUAUGCGAACUGUCACCAACCUGUUCAUUCUCAACCUGGCCAUUAGUGAUCUGCUUGUUGGAUUUUUCUGCAUGCCCACCACUUUAGUAGAUAACAUCAUUACAGGGUGGCCAUUUGGAAGUUUGGUCUGCAAACUGAGUGGAAUGGUACAAGGAAUAUCUGUGUCUGCUUCUGUCUUCACACUGGUAGCCAUUGCAGUGGACAGAUUCCGCUGCAUUGUUUACCCCUUCAAGCAAAAGCUGACAAUUUCCACCUCCACUAUUACAAUCGCAGUGAUUUGGGUAUUGGCCAUUAGCAUUAUGUGUCCAUCAGGUUUCAUGCUACAGGUCACGGAAGAAAGACAUAUUUCGAUUUUAUUAGGGGAUGGCAGUUCUACACAGUCAUUCUACUGGUGCCAUGAAAACUGGCCCAACAAGAAAAUGCGCAAAAUAUAUACUACUGUGCUGUUUGCGAAUAUCUAUAUAGGUCCACUUACUCUCAUUGUCAUUAUGUAUGCCCGCAUUGGACUCACACUCUUCAAGACAGCCACUCCCACUCAUGCAAGCCAAGAUUCUGCUUCCAGCAUUGGCUCUGACUUCAGAAAUCCAGGUGGCUAUGAAACUCGUCAGAUUGCAUCACAGAAAAAGAAACGGGUGCUUAAGAUGUUACUGCUUGUUGCACUGCUGUUCAUCUUGUCCUGGUUGCCUUUAUGGACCCUAAUGAUGCUGAGUGAUUAUGCCAGCCUAAAUGAGUUCCAGCACCGGGUAAUAAACAUCUACAUCUACCCUUUGGCCCACUGGUUGGCCUUUUCCAACAGCAGCAUCAAUCCUAUCAUUUAUGGCUUCUUUAAUGAAAAUUUCCGAAGGGGAUUCCAAGCUGCUUUUAAACUUCAGCUUUUUUCAUUGCAUCACAACAGAAGUAGGAUUUACUUGCACUGUGUGCAGGAGAAUGCUGUCCAGCCAAGAAAUAUUAAUUUGGCACCAGGGCCUGUGUCUGGAGGUGAAGGUCCAAGUCAAGGAAUGGUAAUUUCCAAAACAUUAAUAAAGAGCAAUGAAAAAAGCUUGGUUAAAAACAGACAAUUUUCAGGAAAGCCAAACCUAAAAGGGCAAAAAAAUAUCUUGGAAAAUCAAGAAAAGUUUUCUACCAUAAAAGAGUAAAUACUGUAUGGAAUUGUAAGUCUUUGAAAUCAAUUGUUAAUAUAAUUUUUUUUAUCCAAUAUAAAUAUAAAAUAAAUGUCUGUAUAGGGCAACAAAAGGGACAAUUAAGUGUUACUAAAAAGAAACUAAUUUAAAACUAAUUAGGUUAUUUAGCAACAGGUCAGUAAAAUGUUUGGGUGUAAAAGGUCUCUCAGAAGAUGGACAGAGUAUCAUCAAUCUGCAAAAAGGUGCAUCUACAAGUUGGGGAAAAUUGCAAAGAGUAUCUUAUUAUCUACAGUAAAUAAUAUUAUUAAAAGUUUCAGAGUAUUUGGAGAAAUUUAGCAAAUGGACACGAUCAAAAUUUGACAUAUUGCCACUGGCUUGUUCAUCAGGAACAAACUUACACUUAUAAAGAACAUCAUAUUCAUUUUUAUCACCACAUUAUCUGUGUAAAGCUGCUUUGAGACAAUGUUUAUUGUUAAAAGUGCUAUACAGAUAAAAAUAAAUUUAAUUGAAUUGAAUAUUGGCUGGCCGUGAUCUUCAGGCCCUCAGGUGACUUUGAUUUAAAACAGACAUGAUUUUGUAUUGCAAUCACUGUCUGUUAACACAGUUUGCUGUGCCAUUCACAAAUGCAGGUUAAAGCUCUAUCAGGCAGAGAAGAAGUCAUAUGUGAAUGUUAUUCAGAAUUGCUGUCAUCUUCUUUGGGCCAAAGCUCAUUUAAAACUGACUCAGCCACAGUGGAAAAAUGUUCUGUUUUCAGUCCUGCAAAGCCUGCAACUCUGAUAAUAUAGGGGUGCAUUAGUUCCUAUGAAAUGGGCAUCUUGCACAUCUGGAAAGGCACCAUUAAUGCAGAAAGUUAUAUACAGGUUUUACAAGAACAUGUGUCUCCAUUCAGAGGAAAAUUGUUUCAGGGAAGUCCUUGCAUGUUCAACCAGACAAUGCCAAACACCUAUUACAAAAUUGUGGCUUCCUAGUAGAAGAUUUGAACUACACUGACUGCAGUCCACGCUUUCCCCAUAUGAAAUAAUUUGGCAUAUCAUGAACCAAAAAAUAUGUCAGAGAAGCCCCUGGACAGCAGCUUGAAUUCUGUAUCAGACUCAAAUGGGACAACAUUUCUGUCCCAAGACUACAGCAACUGAUCUCCUCAUUAUGCCAUUAUGUAUAUGGAUGUGCUGCGAGUAGUGGAAUGUGCUUGGAGUAGUGGAAGCCAGGCUAAGAGAAGAGGUGACCAUCUGGGAGCAACAGUAUGGUUUCAUGCCAAGGAAGAGCAAUAUUUACUUUGAGAAUGUUGAUGAAGAAGUAUAGAGAAGGUCAGAGGGAGUUGCAUUGUUUGUUUGUGGAUUUAGAUAAAUUGUACAACAGGGUGACAAGAAAGGAGUUAUGGUAUUGUAUAAGGAAGUCAGGUGUGUCAGAGAAGUAUUUGAGGGUUGUGCAGAACAUGUAUGAGAACAGUAGUUAAGUGUGCAUUAGGAAAAACAGAAGGGUUUAAGUUGAAGGUGAGACUGCAUCAAGGAUAGGCUUUAAGCUCAUUUCCUGUUUGCAGUGGUGAUGGACAGGUUGACGGAUGAGGUCAGAUAUUGUGAUUUGUGGUGAGAUUUUCUCUUUUUUUUUUUUUUUUUGCAUUUUCAGUUUAGUCUACAAAUCUUCAGAUUUGGGAUCUAUAAGAUUUUGUAAAGAGAUUGUCAUGGUCAGGUUGAUUGGCUAAGCUUAUUUAUAGCUCAGGUACACACACAAUAUUCUCCUAAUUAUGACAUUGUCCAAUCAGAAGUUUCAAAAAGUUAUAACUGAAAUGUAUGUAAACUAUGAAACUGUUUUCAGAAACCAGAAUGAUACAGCUAUAGACAGAGAAAGUGUAUGUGUGUAUGUCUAUACAUGUUCAGAGUUUGAGUAUGCAUGUUAACUAUGUGUUAAACAGGUACUGUUACAUAUUAUUCGGAUAUCUAAUAUAUUAUAAUGUGCUCUCAGUAUUUCCUCAAUAAAUAUAUAUUAAGAUAA
Molecule: messenger RNA, 3635 nt
Organism: Silurus meridionalis
Lineage: Eukaryota; Metazoa; Chordata; Actinopteri; Siluriformes; Siluridae
Product: neuropeptide FF receptor 2
Exons: 7
Coding region: 294-1661 (455 amino acids)
Biological process (GO): G protein-coupled receptor signaling pathway
Cellular component (GO): membrane
Molecular function (GO): peptide binding; neuropeptide receptor activity
Source: RefSeq, a predicted model, not a curated record